Molecule: messenger RNA, 594 nt
Organism: Stylonychia lemnae
Lineage: Eukaryota; Ciliophora; Spirotrichea; Sporadotrichida; Oxytrichidae
Source: the annotation of a GenBank genome assembly
AUGAAUCCCUUAACUGAAAUACAUCCUUUUGUCGAGAGCUAUUGGUCCGAUCUCUUCUCCUCAACAGAAAGGCUAGGCUUCACGCUAUAUAAUUCAGUUGCAGUUUACGGAAAUUUCUUGCUCAGCUAAGCUUAUCCUAAUGCUUUUGAAAAUAUGAUGGUUUUAGACGAAACUAUGCUUAAUGUUGGAUAUUUAUAAGCUAAGAAUCAGCUUGCUGAUCAUGGAAUAGUAAAAAUGACUGAUAUUGAGUUAAUACGACUUUUUGUCAUUCUGAAUAUCUUUCUAGGAGCUUUUAAAAGAACUGAUGUGAAUUUGAGCUAUUUUGGAAUAGUUGCAAAUGUUUUCUACGAUUAUAUAUAUUUGAGAGAUCCAACUAGCUACAACCCUAGUGGGAAAUUUGAUGGUUUCUUGCCUAAACUCAUUCAAGGAUUCAAGAAUUACAGUCUAGGUAAUAUGAUAGCAAUGGCAAUCUUCUUUGUUUGUGCCUCUAUUAUGGAGAUUAGUGUUGCAUAUUUGCCUAGAUUCUUAUAUCAUUUGGUAGCUGGAUAUCUCACUCAUCAUUUCGCUCUCUAAUAUGUAGAAAAACUUAUCUGA